AUGACUUGGUUCCUCUUUCAGGUUUCUGAUGAAUACAAGCUUGUUCCAGACACACUGCAUCUCACUGUUUCUGAUGAAUACAAGCUUGUUCCAGACACACUGCAUCUCACUGUUAAUAUCAUCGAUCGUUUCCUCUCUCAAAAUUAUAUUGAAAGGCAGAGAUUGCAACUCUUGGGCAUUAGUUGCAUGUUAAUUGCAUCAACAUACGAAGAAAUUUGUGCUCGUAUAGAAGAAUUUUGCUUUAUUACAGACAACACAUACACCAAAGAAGAGGUGCUAAAAAUAGAAAUUCAAGUACUGAACCUUUUGAGCUUUCACAUCUCUGUGCCCACUGUAAAAACAUUUCUAAGGAGAUAUAUUCGAGCAGCACAUACAUCAUACAAGGUUUCCCCCCAAGCCCUGAGUCAUCUGGCCAAUUACUUAGCAAAUCUAACAUUGGUUGAGUAUAGCUUCAUAAAGUUUAUUCCUUCAGUCAUAGCUGCAUCUGCUAUGUUUCUUGCGAGAUGUACAUUGGAGCAGUCUGACCAUCCAUGGAAUAGUACUCUGGAACAUUAUACCUCUUAUAAGGCUUCAGAACUCAAAGCUACAGUUCUCUCAAUGCAAGAGUUACAGUUCUCAACUAAGUGUACACCAGCUUGGUAAUUUUAUAGAAUAACUAUCCUAGACGAAAAUCAAGCUAUCCUAGACGGAAAAUUCCGUCUAGGAUGCUUGAUUUUUUACUAGUGAACGUGUCAAUGAUGCAUGCUUCUAUAAUAUUUUAAGAAUAUAGGUGAAA
Messenger RNA from Asparagus officinalis (garden asparagus), 775 nucleotides. Its product is annotated as cyclin-A2-2-like. Gene Ontology annotation, cellular component: cytoplasm; cyclin-dependent protein kinase holoenzyme complex; nucleus. Bases 1 to 642 code for a protein of 213 amino acids. Gene Ontology annotation, molecular function: cyclin-dependent protein serine/threonine kinase regulator activity. The transcript is spliced from 7 exons. Lineage: Eukaryota; Viridiplantae; Streptophyta; Magnoliopsida; Asparagales; Asparagaceae. The record is from RefSeq and is a predicted model, not a curated record. Gene Ontology annotation, biological process: mitotic cell cycle phase transition; regulation of cyclin-dependent protein serine/threonine kinase activity.